CAAACUGAAUUUGCUUUGCUUUGAUAGAAUCCCUCACAAGUCAAUCGAUAGCUCGACCAACAUUAUCUUCUUUUUUUUUGCCUUUGUUGUUGUUGAACAGUUUGGGCAGCUUACACCACAACAACACGUGCCGAUAGGUUAGAAUUUUUGAAAAAUGGGUAAAAUGGGGAAAAAGCGUAAGGUAAAUGACGAUGAAUAUGAUGCAAAUCCACCAGCAAAGCAAAAUAUCGCCCCUCACCUUAAAAAGCAAGAAAAGCGAUUAAUUGUCAUUCUAGAGGGAGCCCAACUAGAAAGUGUCAAGAUUGGUAGUUCCUUUGAAUUGCUUAACUCCGAUGAUCAUCUCAACAUGCUACGUAAAAAUAAUCGUGAUCCAGUUCGUCCAGAUAUAGCUCAUCAGUGUUUACUGAUGCUACUUGACAGUCCUCUGAACCGAGCGGGCCUCCUUCAGGUUUAUAUUCACACAGAAAAAAAAGUACUCAUUGAAGUCAAUCCUCAAACCAGAAUUCCCCGGACUUUCAAAAGAUUUGCAAGCUUGAUGGUCCAGCUACUCCACAAGUUUAGUGUCCGGGCAACAGAUUCAUCUAUAAAGCUAUUAAAAGUUAUCAAAAAUCCCAUAACUGAUCAUUUACCUGUUGGAUGUCGAAAGCUGGCAUUUUCCUUUAGUGCUCCUAAAGUUACCAACCCAAGAGAGUUGGUCCCCUCAGAAGACCCCAUUGCAAUUGUUGUUGGUGCAAUGGCUCAUGGAAAGGUUGCAGCUGACUAUGCCGAGGAAUGGAUAUCAAUAAGUGGUUAUCCACUAUCUGGGGCUUUGGCUUGUGCUAAGCUGUGUUCAGGUUUUGAGGAAGUGUGGGGUGUAGCAUAAAAUUUGAUUUAUUAUAUUAAUAGUUUAUAAGAAUAAAGUCCGGAUCAAUUUUUUAUUCAA
Molecule: messenger RNA, 922 nt
Organism: Frankliniella occidentalis (western flower thrips)
Lineage: Eukaryota; Metazoa; Arthropoda; Insecta; Thysanoptera; Thripidae
Product: ribosomal RNA small subunit methyltransferase NEP1
Exons: 5
Coding region: 155-862 (235 amino acids)
Biological process (GO): rRNA base methylation
Cellular component (GO): nucleolus; small-subunit processome
Molecular function (GO): rRNA binding; rRNA (pseudouridine) methyltransferase activity
Source: RefSeq, a predicted model, not a curated record